Messenger RNA from Tribolium madens (black flour beetle), 7242 nucleotides. It is a transcript of the gene PMCA, whose product is annotated as plasma membrane calcium-transporting ATPase 1. Gene Ontology annotation, molecular function: P-type calcium transporter activity; ATP hydrolysis activity; ATP binding. Lineage: Eukaryota; Metazoa; Arthropoda; Insecta; Coleoptera; Tenebrionidae. Gene Ontology annotation, biological process: calcium ion transmembrane transport; regulation of cytosolic calcium ion concentration. The transcript is spliced from 19 exons. The coding region runs from base 555 to 4175 and encodes 1206 amino acids. The record is from RefSeq and is a predicted model, not a curated record. Gene Ontology annotation, cellular component: intracellular membrane-bounded organelle; membrane.
UGUUUUUGGGGGUGGAGAAGAGUAAUGGGAAUGACGGUGUAUGUAAAGUCUCUUGACUUAGAGUAGUUUCGUGAUCUGUGAUAGAGCUUGAAAAGUUGGAAUCGAAUCGCAUGGAUCGUAAGAUCCGGAGCGUAGCUGAUAGAGGGCGUCGGCAUGGCAAUCGUAGUGCGCGUGUUGUUUACUAGGCGCCAUCGCAGUUCCUAUCGUGGAUCUGGCCACCUACCACAAGCAUUGAACAGAGAGAGGCAGCGCCCCUAACGGCGAGUCGAGCGAGUACUCGGACUGAGCGAGACCAUUACGUUUGGGACUGUUAAUGUCCACCGGCCAGAGCGGCUCGGAGUGGUGCGAGCGAGUUGAGUUUGAGUGUGUGUAGUGCCUGACUGCCUGGGUGCGUUUCUGGCGCCCAGAUCCUGCUAUCUAUUUAUCGGGCGACAAAUGUUAACUUGACCGUCACUACGGAACAUCUAGACGGAGUGGACUGUGACAAGGGCUCGGGGCGACCGCUACCGCAGCCGGGACAUAUUGGACCAAGGCAUAAAAUCUAGCUGUGAGAAAUGGCUACGAUAGACGGCCGUCCCGCGCAAUAUGGAAUUACCCUGAAACAGUUACGCGACCUCAUGGAACAUCGAGGUCGCGAAGGAGUAAAUAAAAUAUCUGAGUUUGGAGGAGUACAAGAAAUUUGUAAGAAAUUAUACACAUCGCCCAGUGAAGGUCUUAGCGGGUCACAGGUGGACCUUGAACAUAGAAGAGAAACAUUCGGAUCAAACUCAAUUCCUCCCAAACCUCCAAAAACUUUUCUUCAAUUAGUAUGGGAAGCUUUACAAGACAUCACUCUCAUUAUUCUGGAAGUAGCAGCCAUUGUGUCUUUAGGUCUUUCUUUCUAUCAGCCGCAACAAGAAGAUGUCCCUUUUGACGAUGAUGAAACUAGUCAUGGUUGGAUUGAGGGUUUAGCUAUUUUAAUCUCCGUUAUCGUAGUAGUCUUAGUAACAGCAUUUAACGAUUAUACGAAAGAAAGACAAUUCAGAGGUCUUCAGAGUCGAAUCGAGGGAGAACAUAAAUUUGCUGUGAUUCGACAAGCUGAAGUAAAGCAAGUUUCCGUUAGCGACAUAGUUGUAGGUGAUAUUUGCCAGAUAAAAUACGGUGAUCUUUUACCGGCAGACGGCAUCCUAAUCCAAUCCAAUGACCUCAAGGUGGACGAAUCUUCUCUUACGGGCGAGUCAGACCAUGUGAAAAAGGGCGAAAAUUACGACCCUAUGGUCUUGUCUGGCACUCACGUGAUGGAAGGUUCAGGAAAAAUGUUGGUUACUGCGGUUGGUGUCAACUCCCAGGCAGGUAUCAUCUUUACACUACUAGGAGCAGCAGUUGAUGAACAAGAAGCCGAAAUUAAGAAAAUGAAGAAAGAAGCUAAAAAGCAGCGGAAGAAGAAAAGUCUAACAGGUGCUGAUGAUGAAAACGUAACUGGUAACAGUCAUAUGAAUUCUCCCGCACCGGUCCCAAACAAGCUUAAUGAAACCACUCAAGAAUCCAAAGAGAAUCACGUAUCAUCACCACCGGCGUCGGCGGAGAGUCACAAGAAAGAAAAAUCGGUUCUUCAAGCAAAAUUGACUAAGCUUGCCAUUCAGAUUGGAUAUGCCGGUUCUACAAUUGCCGUUCUCACUGUUGUAAUUUUGAUAAUUCAAUUUUGUGUUAAAACCUAUGUUGUUGAGGGACAUUCAUGGCAGAAAACUCACGCAAGCCACUUGGUGCGUCAUUUAAUCAUCGGUGUAACUGUACUCGUCGUGGCAGUACCAGAAGGUUUGCCUCUUGCUGUUACGCUUUCCUUAGCUUAUAGUGUCAAGAAAAUGAUGAAAGAUAACAAUUUAGUAAGACAUUUGGACGCUUGUGAAACCAUGGGUAAUGCUACUGCAAUUUGUUCGGACAAAACCGGAACUUUGACUACCAAUCGGAUGACUGUUGUGCAAUCUUACAUCUGUGAGCAGUUGUGUAAAUCUAUGCCGAAAUUUUCUGAUAUUCCUGCACAUGUCGGAAAUACAAUUCUUCAGGGUAUUGCUGUUAACUGCGCAUACACAUCACGAGUUAUGCCUCCGGAUGAUCCAACCGACUUACCCAAGCAAGUUGGCAACAAAACUGAGUGUGCAUUGUUGGGAUUCGUUCUCGGUCUUGGCAAAAAUUACCAAACGAUCCGUGAUGACUACCCUGAGGAGAGUUUUACCCGCGUUUAUACAUUUAACUCUGUGAGAAAAUCCAUGAGCACUGUCAUCCCCAGAGCGGGUGGUGGAUAUAGAUUGUUCACAAAAGGUGCUUCUGAAAUGAUUUUAAACAAGUGUGCCUUCAUUUACGGUCACGACGGCCGUUUAGAAAAGUUCACCAGGGACAUGCAAGAACGUUUGUUGAAGCAAGUUAUCGAACCAAUGGCUUGUGAUGGUCUUAGGACAAUUUGUAUCGCUUUUCGCGAAUUCGUACCGGGCAAAGCUGAAAUCAAUCAAGUACACAUAGAAAACGAACCAAAUUGGGAAGAUGAAGAUAACAUUGUCAAUAAUUUGACAUGCCUUUGCGUUGUCGGAAUUGAAGAUCCUGUACGUCCCGAAGUACCUGACGCCAUCAGAAAAUGUCAGAAAGCCGGUAUUACAGUUAGAAUGGUCACUGGUGAUAAUCUUAACACAGCCAGAUCUAUCGCAACCAAAUGUGGUAUCGUCAAACCUAACGAAGAUUUCCUCAUUAUCGAGGGUAAAGAAUUCAACAGACGUAUCCGAGACAGUACUGGAGAAGUUCAACAACAUCUACUUGACAAAGUAUGGCCUAAAUUACGUGUACUUGCACGUUCCUCUCCGACUGACAAAUACACAUUAGUCAAAGGUAUAAUUGACAGCAAAGUAAACGAAAAUCGUGAAGUAGUCGCAGUAACUGGUGAUGGUACAAAUGACGGUCCUGCGUUGAAAAAAGCCGAUGUUGGUUUUGCCAUGGGUAUCGCUGGUACUGACGUGGCAAAAGAAGCUUCUGACAUUAUUCUGACUGAUGACAACUUUAGCAGUAUCGUAAAAGCAGUCAUGUGGGGACGUAACGUUUAUGACAGUAUAGCUAAGUUUCUGCAGUUUCAGCUUACUGUUAACGUUGUAGCUGUUGUUGUAGCAUUUAUUGGUGCCUGUGCUGUUCAAGACAGUCCUUUGAAGGCUGUCCAAAUGCUGUGGGUUAAUUUAAUUAUGGAUACUUUAGCUUCUCUCGCUUUAGCUACUGAACUUCCCACAAAUGAUUUGUUAUUGAGAAAGCCAUACGGAAGGACUAAACCUUUGAUUUCGCGGACGAUGAUGAAGAAUAUUCUUGGACAAGCAGUUUACCAGUUAACUGUAAUUUUUGCUCUUCUUUUUGUUGGGGACAAGUUGUUAGAUAUUGAAUCUGGACGUGGAACUGAGCUUGGUGCCGGACCUACACAGCAUUUUACUGUUAUCUUUAAUUCUUUUGUAAUGAUGACUCUCUUUAAUGAGUUCAAUGCGAGGAAAAUUCACGGACAACGCAACGUAUUUGAGGGAAUAUUCACCAAUCCAAUUUUCUAUACAAUUUGGAUUGGCACAUGUGUGGCACAAAUUCUCAUCAUUCAGUAUGGUAAAAUGGCUUUUGCCACUAAAAGCCUGACCUUGGAGCAGUGGCUCUGGUGCCUCUUCUUCGGUUUAGGAACGUUGCUUUGGGGACAACUUGUUACUACAGUUCCUACUCGUAAAAUACCCAAGAUUCUUUCUUGGGGUCGUGGCCAUCCUGAGGAAUAUACUGAAGCAAUUGCCAUUGGUGAAGAAAAGUUCGAUGUAGAUUCAGAUAAGAAGCCCAGAGCUGGUCAGAUAUUGUGGAUCCGCGGUUUGACUAGGUUGCAAACGCAGGUGAUAGGUGGUGAAUUGCAAGAACGUUUGAUUCCGGUUCCGUACAGCAAGAGCUCCACUGACCAAGCUGUGGGGCAAAAUCACAUCCGAGUAGUUAAUGCUUUCCGUCAGGGCCUAGAUGCUCGGUACGGCGAACACAGCAAUACUUCCCUUGCCGAGGUACUCCGCAAACAGACAUCACUCUCUAAGAGGUUGUCUCAGACUUCUUCCAUUGAGUAUGCCGAUAACAUCCCAGAUGAGUUGACGAUCCCCGAAAUAGACGUGGAGAGAUUAUCCUCUCACAGCCACACAGAAACGGCUGUUUAGCUCCCAGCCCGUUACCUCUUCCUCGCGCCGCGAUCCCGUCCUGCCUGCUCUGCUCCAAACAACCAAAUUCAUACUCAAUGACCCGCUGAUCCAAACCGAACCUAACCGAAUAUCAACUAACUUGUACUUAAACACCUAUAACAGCCGCGUACGAGCAGCUACAGGGUACUCCAAACAACUAAAUAACAUAAAGCAUCUCAGCCAGCGACGAUUCGCUUAAGUGUCCGGCACCGAACACCUUUGCUGGUUGCUAGUAGCCACGUACGAUCGCGCAAUUAUAUUCACAUACCAUAUAAUGAAUCUCAACCUUAUCUUGUCUAUCAUAUUUAUAAUUGCACUGAUUGUGAAUUGCAUUGCUCGCGCGUUUGUUCGUUAAUUUGUUGUUAUCUAGUGGACAUUGAGUGUCUCGUUUCGUUUUGAUUUUCAAAGACAGGAUCCGUGCUGGCGACAUGAACUAUAUUGAUUAGCAAUAAAUGAGCGAUCGAGAGUUCGCUCAUAGCGUUUAAUUAGGUGCCUAGGUGAGAGGCUCGCCACCAGUGGAUGGGACUCUCACAAGACGAGGACGCGUGUUGUUAUCCGUCGUGCACUCUAGCAAGGUCCGCCGCGUCGACUAGGAGUUAUUAAUUUUUGUUAAAAUUAUUUUCCUCCUCGUGCACCGUCCUCGUGGCUUGCUCUUGCUCAGCUAAAACUGCGCGCGUCCUCGUCUUAACUCACGAGCCGCCGUCGCCGAUCCGCUGGACCUGAAGCGCACACCGGCGUGGGCGACCCGUCCUAUCUUAUUAUUAUUAUUAUUAUCAUUAUUAUUAUUAUUAAAGAGGAAAAAAUAAAAAUAAAAACUGUAGGUAUCAGAUGUUGUCUGCCAAAUGUUGGAGGAGAGGCAAUAACCACACGCAGUUAUAGAUUUUAGUCUUUAUAAAUAUAUAGUUAUAUCGUUAGUCGAAUUACUGCUUCUCCUCGCCUUCUUCUGUUGUAAUCUAGGUCUAACUCUGACUUAGUUAUUACGUAGAUAGUCUAGCGGUGAACACUAGAUAUACAUAAAUACAUAUUAAGAUGAUGAUACUGUACGAGGUACAGCCUCGACCUCAGAGAUUAAUUUGUUUUAUACUUUAUCUAAAUGUAUUUUAAUUGACGGAAAUUUUGAAAAAGAGAGAUUAUUCAACUAAACUUGAACAAAAAAGAAACAAACAGUACAGUACUCUAAAGUUAUUUAUUACGUACGUACGUAGAGUUAGCAGCUGUGUAUAAUGGCGCGUCGGUAUGUCGAGCCGUGACCAAACAACUCUUCUAGUCGGUGACGGUACUUAGUAUCUUCGGCCUUAGUAACUUAGCAAGUACCUGCAGUUUGAUAUUUGUUAUGUUUCGGUCUUGGUUCGUUGCCACCGACGAGCUCGCGCACACAUUUAUACACUACUCCGUAUCGGAUCCAUCGGUUAAGAUGUUCGAAAAAAUUCGCAAGACACAAAUAUGUAUAUCAAAAAUGAUCGAUUUGCAUCGUACGGUUUUUGGGCGAAUUGCGCACCUUCGCCGCCGUCCAACUUUAAAUCGUCUCAUUUUUGUACUUAUUUGUGGUCAAUAGAACAAACGAACAUCUCGUCGGCUAAAUUUCCAAGUGUUGACUUGUCAGUCAUACCAUCGAACCGUUCCCCUCGUCAUUCUAGUCAGUCAGUCAGUCAGUCAGUCAGUAAAAAAUAUUCAUUUGUAACAAUUGAGGGUCGGCGACGGUGGUUGGAUCUUGGAAGUGAAGUCGUUCGCGGACCGGACGUGCUCUUUCACGAUAGAUUCGUGAUAGUGCGCGUUCCUAUUACUAUGUAAUAUAAUUUACUUAUGUUAUAAUUAAUAUCUAUCUGUGGUUCGUCACGCCCUUGCCCAUCAAACUCCAUACACUUCUAGUUGAUCAAACGAACCGCAAUCAUUUACCAAUCAUUACCUCGUUUGUUUUUUGUAGUUGUACACUUAAAGUAAAAUUUUAUUGAUAUAAAUCGAAGGGGUGUUAGUUGAUAGCCGAAAUAGCGGGCGGAUCUCAGUUGGCGCAACCGAGGUCCGCUGGUACUAUACGGAUACAGGCCAGAAGCAGUAGCAGACGCAGAUAUUGAUAUAAGAUAUGAUAAGUCUCGAUUAUGCCGAAUUUUGUCAAACGUGGCAUUUUAAGUUGAAUGUUGUUAUUUGUAAUUUAUAAUGGUACAAUUAAAUCGUUAUCAUGUUAUGGUUGUUAUUUUAUACGAACUCGCCUCUCGCGCAAUUCGCGCAUACUCGCGCCACUGGCUGGUCCGGUGGCUCAAGAUCGAACUAAAGGUGGAUCGGAGUACGGCCGUGACCAUUCUACCUAAUUAAGUUUUAUUGUCUGUCUGUGCUUUUAUUUAUAUAAUAAAGGUAUUUUGAGCUUUAAAUUAAAGAGAGGUGAAUAACAUGCUGUUAAAGUGUUUUAAUGAUUCCAUUUCAGGAUCGCCUGUAAAUUAUUUUAUUGUUGUGAAAGGCCUUUUUUAUUACAUUUGUUCUGUCAGAUAUUUUUCAAGUUCAUAUGAAUGUUUGUUCUUCAACGUUGUAAUAUAAUUUAAAGAAUUUACAAAAUGCUAUGAAUAUUUUCAUAUUAAACAUGAAUUUUAAAAUAUAAUCACGCAUAUAUAAUUAACACUGCAUUUUAUUUAAUAACCUCACCUCUCUAUAUAUAUUUUUGAUUCACACUCACGUUUUUUUUACCAUUUGUCUUUCAUUUCUUCAUUCAAUUCAAAUUGAUACAAUUCUCUUAUUAUUUUUUCGUUUCUUAUCUAUCUACAUAACACAAUCAUUAAUUUGUAUCUGAUUAAGAGCAAAAAGAAAACUACCAACAAUUUAAAUAAAACAAUUAGCUAAUAAGUUACAAAAUACUAAUAAAAUAGAAUGUAACAUAAACUAAUGGAAAUGUUCUAUACUUAUUUAAAUUGUAAACAGUUUUCACUGGGGAUCCGGCGCAGUAUGUGCGAACCCCAAUUUUUGGAGAGCAGCCUUAAUAUCUUUGUAAACUGUUGGAUCUUCUACAGUGCCCGAAAUCUAUAAUAAAGUUGUUAUUAAUAAAUUCGAUUUAUCAUUU